Puntigrus tetrazona (Sumatra barb) is the source of this 1193-nucleotide messenger RNA. Its product is annotated as amine sulfotransferase-like. Bases 60 to 962 code for a protein of 300 amino acids. The transcript is spliced from 6 exons. Gene Ontology annotation, molecular function: sulfotransferase activity. Gene Ontology annotation, cellular component: cytoplasm. Gene Ontology annotation, biological process: sulfation. NCBI's taxonomy places the organism in Eukaryota, Metazoa, Chordata, Actinopteri, Cypriniformes, Cyprinidae. The record is from RefSeq and is a predicted model, not a curated record.
CUUUUCCACUAUUUACGCUCUUUACUAGUAUUGACUUUUGGCUCAGUACGAUCUCAAACAUGGCUCAGCACGAAUACAAAAUGCUUGGAGAAAAAAUGUUCACCUACAAAGGAACUGUCAUAGCUUUGACAGAAGAUUUUGACCUCUCUCCGGAAUAUAUUGACAGUUUGGAGGAUUUUGAAACAAAGGAUGAUGAUGUCUUUGUUGUUACCUUCCCCAAAUCUGGUACAGUGUGGACCCAACGGAUCAUUACAUUAAUAUAUGCAGAAGAUUUCCCAGACACAGCCAAAGAACUCACAGCUGAGCAGAUGCCGUGGCUGGAGUAUCGGAGAAUAGGGAAAGAUUACAAAACACGACCAUCUCCAAGACUCUUCUGCUCCCAUUUACUCCAGCCGCUGAUGCCCAAAAUGCUGCAGAGAAAGGGAAAAGUCAUCUAUGUCAUGAGAAACCCUAAAGACGUCAUGGUGUCAUAUUUCCAUUUUUCCAACAACAUAAAAAACCUGGAUUCUUCUGAGAGCUUUGAUGAGAUGCAGGAAAAAUUCUUCACAGGAUGCAUGGUUGGUGGCUGUUGGUUUAAUCAUGUUAAAGGAUGGAUGACAAAUAAAGAAAAAUACAACAACAUCCUGAUCCUUACUUAUGAAGAAAUGAUCAAGGACCUCAGAUCUGUCGUUGUGAAAAUCUGUGAGUUUGUGGGAAAAAAUCUGUCGGACGCAGCAAUAGAUAAAGUGGUGGAAACAGCCACAUUCAAGAACAUGAAGAAAGACCCUGUGGCCAACUAUGAAUCCCUUCCUCAGGAUAUCACAGAUCAGCCAAAAGGACUGUUUAUGCGUAAAGGAACAGUUGGGGACUGGAAAAACUCUUUAACUGUGGCUCAAAGUGAGUGUUUUGACCGCGUCUACCAAGAAAGAAUAAAGGACAUACCUCUUAACUUUGUCUGGGACAUCUCAGAAUUUACUGGCUGAAAACUCAAGUUCUUACAUUCGUUUUACAAACUAAUAAAACCUCAGAUAUGUGAAUGGAUGUGUUGGUCACCUUAUCACAAUAGAUAAAAGUCAGGGUGCCUUUAGGAUAAUACUGACCACAUGAACUUUGAUUACAACUAUGUACAAGGGCUGAUAAUAAAAAAAUCAGGUCAAAGAAAGCAGUCCAAAGGUUGCCAGUUAACUACGCAAAAAUAAACAACAUUAACUGAC